Molecule: messenger RNA, 1264 nt
Organism: Rhododendron vialii
Lineage: Eukaryota; Viridiplantae; Streptophyta; Magnoliopsida; Ericales; Ericaceae
Product: non-classical arabinogalactan protein 31-like
Exons: 3
Coding region: 176-1087 (303 amino acids)
Source: RefSeq, a predicted model, not a curated record
GAAGUUGGAACUGAGAAUUCACCACCACUAAUGUCAAGUGUUUUUUCAUUCUUUUUGCGAUAAUAUAUAGGUGCUAUAUGUAGACAUCAGUUCUCUACUUCCUAGUUCAUCACUUGCCCCAAUUCUAAACUAUUUUGGGUUUUUUUUUUUUUUGCUCCAUUCCUUAAUCCUCACAAUGGCAAUGAAAGCCUUGCUCUUUCUCUUAGCUUAUAUGUUUUUGAUUACAUCAAUGCCUGCCAAUGCCCAGGUGAAGGCUCCAGCCCAUGCCCCCCAAAAGGCUCCCGUCCAUGCCCCUACCAAGGCUCCGGUCCAUGCCCCUGUGAAGGCUCCCGCCCAUGCCCCCAAAAAGGCUCCGGCCCAUGCACCUAUAAAAGCCCCGGUCCAUGCUCCCGUUAAGGCUCCAGCCCAUGCCCCCAAAAAGGCUCCCGUCCAUGCCCCUACCAAGGCUCAGGUCCAUGCCCCCAUGAAGGCUCCGGCCCAUGCCCCCAAAAAGGCUCCCGUCCAUGCACCUAUAAAAGCCCCGGUCCAUGCUCCCGUUAAGGCUCCAGCCCAUGCCCCCAAAAAGGCUCCCGUCCAUGCCCCUACCAAGGCUCCGGUCCAUGCUCCCAUUAAGGCUCCAGCCCAUGCCCCCAAAAAGCCUCCCGUCCAUGCCCCUACCAAGGCUCCGGUCCAUGCUCCCAUGAAGGCUCCGGCCCAUGCCCCCAAAAAGCCUCCCGUCCAUGCCCCUAUAAAAGUCCCAGCCCAUGCUCCCGUUAAGGCUCCAGUCAAGGCUCCAGCCCACCCACCAGAGAAGCAUCAUGCUCAUGCUCCAGAGAAGCAUCAUAAUCACGCUUCCCCUCCGAAAGCAGCGCCUCUGCAUCCCCCAGUUAAGGUCGAAACACCCGUCCCAUCAAAGGCUCCUUCGCAGGGUUGCGUCCCAAUGUGCGAGGAGUACUGCAAGAAAGACGAUCGCCAUAAGAUAAGGCCGUGCGUGAAAACAUGCACCGCAUGUUGUGACAAGUCCAAAUGUGUGCCGCAACCUAAAAAGAAAUGCAGCAACUGGGAUCAUGUGAAGAUGGAUGACGGAAAGUUGAUUAAAUGCCCUUGAAUUGUAGGAAUCUCCCGUAAUUUUACUCGCGAUUUAGAUAAAUGUAUGAUCUUUUGGAACUUGUUUUGGUAUCGUCGUGUAAUAGACCUCAGCUCGCGUUAGCUGAGGCGGCUCGUGUAACAGGAAUUUGUUCACUGCUCAAAUUUUGUUCAAAUUCUGUCGGAAUCAAUAAAUGAC